AGGAUCCCGCCUCCGCCGUCCCGCGCCUCGGGCUUUAAGGCUGCCGAUCUGCCUGGAGCCUGAGCUCGGAUCCACGGGGAGGUGGAACCGGUGACGUGGCAUUCUCACGUGCUCGGAAGCAGAAGGCCGCGUUGGAGCCGGGAGGAGGUUCCUCUGCGGGGUCUUUCGUGUUCUCGGGACAGCGCGGAGGGGCCCAUCUGACGUAGUCUUCCCUGCCGUCCGUACACCAAGCGCGCGAUGCUGAAAGCCGUGAUCCUAAUCGGGGGCCCUCAGAAAGGGACCCGCUUCCGACCCUUGUCCUUUGAAGUGCCCAAGCCCUUGUUCCCCGUGGCAGGGGUUCCCAUGGUGCAGCAUCACAUUGAGGCAUGCACUAAGGUGCCCAACAUGAAGGAGAUUCUCCUGAUUGGCUUCUAUCAACCUAAUGAGGCACUCAGCCACUUCCUGGUCUCUGCCCAGCAAGAAUUCAAGAUCCCUAUUAGGUAUCUGCAGGAAUAUGCAGCGCUUGGCACAGGUGGGGGUAUCUACCACUUCCGUGACCAGAUCCUUUCAGGUAACCCUGCAGCCUUCUUCGUGCUCAAUGCUGAUGUCUGCUCCGAAUUCCCCCUCGAUGAGAUGCUUGCCUUCCAUCGUCAGCGUGGCAGUUCCGACAGCUUCCUCAUGCUGGGCACCACGGCCAAUAGGAAGCAGUCUCUGAACUAUGGCUGCAUCGUGGCAAAUGCCAGCACACACGAGGUCUUACACUAUGUGGAGAAGCCCAGCACUUUUGUGAGCGAGCUCAUCAACUGUGGUAUCUACUUAUUUACCCCGGCCAUCUUCCAUCACAUUGGGGAAGUCUUCCAUCGUAACCAGCGGGAGCUGCUCUUGGGUUCAUGCCUUGGAGAGGAGAACACAAACGGUUGGCAGCGGGCUGAAGCCAUCAGGUUGGAGCAAGACAUCUUCACAGCCCUUGCCGGGCAGGGACGCCUCUUUGCCUACAAAACAGAAGGGUUCUGGAGCCAAAUCAAAUCUGCUGGCUCUGCCAUCUAUGCCAAUCGUCUCUACCUGAGCUGCUACAGCCAGUGUCACCCGGAGAGACUUGCCCAGAAUCAACCUGGUGGGCCCAGCAUCCGAGGGAAUGUCUAUAUUCAUCCAACAGCCUCUGUGGAUGCCACUGCUGUGCUGGGUCCCAAUGUCUCCAUCGGGAAAGGGGUAACCAUUGGUGCAGGAGUGCGAGUGCGAGAAUCCAUCAUUCUGCAUGGAGCGUCUCUCCAGGACCAUACCUGUGUGCUCAACAGCAUUGUAGGCUGGGACAGCACAAUUGGACGCUGGGCUCGUGUAGAGGGUACCCCCAGUGACCCCAAUCCAAAUGAUCCCUAUGCAAAGAUUGACAGCGAGACACUCUUUCGAGAUGGCCGCCUCACUCCAUCUAUCACUAUUCUGGGCUGCAAUGUGACCAUUCCUGCUGAAGUAGUCAUCCUGAACUCAAUUGUGCUUCCCCACAAGGAACUCAGCCGCAGCUUCAAGAAUCAGAUCAUUCUUUAAUGGGCCGUGAACUCACCUCUGUUGACUUCCAGAUAGAAAGUUCAAGAACCUCAUAAUAAUGUAGCUUGUGACUUCGUCAGACUUAUUUUGAAGCCUCAUUCAAUCCUUGUCCUGGUAGGCCAAGAUCUAUGGCUUUGGUAUCGGCUGCAAUAUCCUUCUGGGACUUUUCAGGGAAUGGGAAUAUGAGCCUCUUUCUUAGGCUGGAAGGAGUUGAAAUGGCCUCCUCUUCCCUAACUUGACUGCCAGAGAACCUCCCCGAGGAAGAAGCCUGCCAGAACCUUGGGGUUACCUCACUAAAGGCCAUUGAGAGGGAAAAGUGUGUAGCUUUCUCUCAGUCCUAAGAGGACUUGAGACAUCUCUGCAGGCUUCUGUGGCUUUCAGAUCCAGUUGAAUCCCAUCAACCCCAAGAGCUCCAUUCCUGAUGCCACCAAUGAAACAGAGCGGGGCAACUGCAACUUCAGAUCAAGUACUGCAGCUCACGUGGCCAAAAGACCUGUAAUUUCCCCUUCCCCUCCAUGUAGUGCCCCUUUUUCCCCCUGGCACUGCCUUUUACACUUGUACACUAAGGAAUUUACCAGACAAUGGCCCCAUACCUGCCUCUGGUCCUUUAUAAUGAGGAGGAACUGAUUUGUUUCCAUGUUCUAGUAUGAUGCAAGCCAAGUUGAAACUUUGAAAUGAAUGAGAAAAUGUUGGUAAGAAAUCACCAAUAAUAAACAUGUAUUGU
This is a messenger RNA of Python bivittatus (Burmese python), 2245 nucleotides long. Lineage: Eukaryota; Metazoa; Chordata; Lepidosauria; Squamata; Pythonidae. The record is from RefSeq and is a predicted model, not a curated record.